This is a messenger RNA of Neltuma alba, 1335 nucleotides long. RefSeq names its product receptor-like serine/threonine-protein kinase SD1-7. The transcript is spliced from 6 exons. Bases 21 to 1169 code for a protein of 382 amino acids. Gene Ontology annotation, cellular component: plasma membrane. Lineage: Eukaryota; Viridiplantae; Streptophyta; Magnoliopsida; Fabales; Fabaceae. Gene Ontology annotation, molecular function: protein serine/threonine kinase activity; ATP binding. Gene Ontology annotation, biological process: protein phosphorylation. The record is from RefSeq and is a predicted model, not a curated record.
CUGGGAAAGUGGGAAUAGCAAUGGCUUGUGUCGGUUUGAUUGCUAUUCUCACCACCUUAUCUGUAUAUUGCACUCGGAAGAGAAAAACAAGAGAUGAAGUUGCAGAAGAAGAAUUAGAGUUAGAUUCCCCAACAAAUAAAGAACGACAUGCUGAAGAUGGAGAACAACCAAGCUUAUCUUUUUUCAGCAUCAAAACCAUAAUGACUGCAACAAACAAUUUCUCAAAUGAGAAUCAACUAGGGCAGGGUGGAUUUGGUUCUGUAUACAAGGGCUUACUAGAUAAUGGACUAGAUAUAGCAGUGAAAAGAUUGUCUCAAGGUUCUAGACAAGGAACUCAAGAGUUCAAGAAUGAAAUUAAGGUGAUUGGAAGAUUACAACACAGGAAUCUUGUAAAAUUACUUGGUUAUUGCAUUCAUAAGGGAGAAAGGAUGUUGAUAUAUGAAUACCUACCCAACAAAAGCUUGGAUUUCUUUCUCUUUGACUCAAAUCAUAGAAUGUCAUUAGAUUGGGACACACGUUUUCAUAUUAUUUUUGGAAUUGCUCGAGGUCUUCUAUAUCUUCAUCAAGAUUCAAGGCUGAAAAUAAUUCAUAGAGACCUUAAAGCUAGCAAUGUUCUUUUAGAUGCUACAAUGAAUCCCAAGAUUUCAGAUUUUGGCAUGGCUAGAAUAUUUGGUGAGGAUCAACUCGAAGCAAAAACGCGACAAAUUGUUGGAACAUAUGGUUACAUGUCUCCAGAAUAUGUAAUGAUAGGACAAUAUUCAGUGAAGUCUGAUGCUUUUAGCUUUGGUAUUCUUUUGCUGGAGAUUAUCAGUGGCAAGAGAAGUACCUAUUGUGAUAAAGAAAGAUCAUCCCUAAAUUUGAUUGGGCAGGUGUGGGACUUAUGGAAAGAAGGAAAAGCCUUGGACAUAAUGGACUCAACACUUGGCAAAUCAUAUCCUCUUGACACAGCCCUAAGGUGUACACAAAUUGGGCUCUUAUGUGUACAAGAAAGUGCCUUCUAUAGACCAUCCAUGUUAGACGUUGUUUUCAUGCUUGGCAAUGAAGUAAGUAUACCCUCACCUCACAAGCCUGCUUUCCUAUUCAAUUAUGAAAUAAAGCAAUCAGAGUCUUCAUCAUCGGGAGAUCCUUCAGUAAACGCUAUGACUACUACUUCAAUCGAUGCUCGGUAAACAUGACUUGGGAGAUAUGAGAGAAAUGUACUUAAUCAAUCAUCUUAUGUCUUUUUUGUUGUUAGAUACUUAGAUUUGGAAUUUUGGAUUAUUCUACUUGACUUUGUAUCAAGGUUUGUAUUUAUCCAUGUUACUUUUAUAAUGCAUAGAUAACUAAAAAAUAUUC